Phasianus colchicus (ring-necked pheasant) is the source of this 5798-nucleotide messenger RNA. It is a transcript of the gene EDC3, whose product is annotated as enhancer of mRNA decapping 3. Gene Ontology annotation, cellular component: P-body. Gene Ontology annotation, molecular function: mRNA binding. NCBI's taxonomy places the organism in Eukaryota, Metazoa, Chordata, Aves, Galliformes, Phasianidae. The record is from RefSeq and is a predicted model, not a curated record. Gene Ontology annotation, biological process: P-body assembly; deadenylation-independent decapping of nuclear-transcribed mRNA.
GGGGUCAAAUGUCUCGUGCCAGAAGUCACUUUCAGGGCAGGUGACAUUACUGAGCUGAAAAUUCUGGAGAUCCCAGGGCCAGGGGAUAGCAGGCAGUGUGGGGACCUGCAGCAGGCAGACACGGGCAUCCCUGGGGUUGGCUGCCAAGUUGGGCCCAGCCAGAAUGGCACUGGGAAGAUGUUAAAGAAGCCCUUCUCCAGCAGUGCCCCACAGAGCAUCCCGAGGAGGACAGACAUGAAGAAUCAGGAUAUUAUCAUCUCCCCCCAGCAGCAGUGUUCUAAGAGCUAUAUGGAUCGGCACAUGGAAAGUCUGACUCAAUCCAAAGGCUUUCGUCGUAGGCAUAAUUCUUGGUCAUCCAGUAGCCGCCAUCCAAACCAGGUGACUCCAAAGAAGAGCGGGCUGAAAAACGGGCAGAUGAAGAGCAAAGAUGAUGAGUGCUUCGGGGAUGACAUCGAUGAAAUCCCAGACACAGAUUUUGAUUUUGAAGGGAACCUGGCCCUUUUUGACAAGGCAGCUGUGUUUGAAGAGAUUGAGACUUACGAGAGGAGGAGCGGCACCCGUUCCCGUGGGACCCCGAAUGAAAAGCCAGCUCGUUAUCGGCAUGAUGAAAACAUCUUGGAAUCAGAGCCCAUAGUCUACAGACGGAUUGUGGUACCCCAGAAUGCUAACAAAGAAUUCUGCACGGACUCUGGGUUGGUUGUGCCCAGCGUGUCGUAUGAGCUGCACAAAAAGCUGCUGUCGGUUGCUGAAAAGCAUGGGCUGACCCUGGAACGAAGGCUGGAGAUGACAGGAGUGUGUGCAAGUCAGAUGGCUCUGAGCCUGCUCGGGGGACCCAACAGGCUGAACCCGAAAAACGUGCAUCAACGGCCCACAGUAGCCCUGCUGUGUGGCCCCCACGUGAAGGGGGCUCAGGGGAUCAGCUGCGGACGGCACCUCUCCAACCACGACGUCCACGUCAUCCUUUUCCUGCCCAACUUCGUCAAGAUGCUGGAGUCCAUUACCAAUGAGCUGAAUCUCUUCAGCAAGACACAAGGCCAGCAGGUGUCCAGCGUCAAAGAUCUCCCUGAUACCCCCGUUGACCUAGUGAUCAACUGCCUGGAUUGUCACGAAAAUGCCUUUUUGAGAGAUCAGCCUUGGUACAAAGCAGUUGUGGACUGGGCCAACCAGAACAGGGCACCCGUCCUCAGCAUAGACCCUCCCAUAAAUGAAAUGGAGCAGGGCAUUGAUGCCAAGUGGUCGCUGGCCUUGGGCCUCCCCUUGCCCCUGGGUGAGAGGGCAGGGCGUGUGUACCUCUGUGACAUUGGCAUUCCCCAGAAGGUCUUUCAGGAAGUGGGAAUAAACUACCACUCACCCUUCGGCUGCAAAUUCGUCAUCCCCCUGCACUCCACUUAGAGUCCAUCCAGCCAUGUGGACCUGAAGGAAGAGAGGAGUUCUGUCAAAUAAGCUGUCCAGUGGAACCUGACUGGUAAACAGGCAUCACAAGCCUUAAGGAUGUGAAGUUCUGGAGAGUUUCCUUCCAGAAGAAAUAUCAUAUUAAACAAAAAAAAUGUCAUAAAAUGAAACAAAAAGAAGGAAGCAAAUGUAACUGCAAAGCUGUUUUCAUUCUCUUGUGCCACUGUAAGAAGGAACACGCAGGAGAGUGGUAUCUGUCCCUAGUAAGGGCAGCAGUCGCUGCCCAGACCUGCCAGGGGACUGUUUAACAUAGGGAUGUGCAUGGAAAUGUUUUGGUACAAGCAAUGGGUGGUGUGGAGACUUGGGAUGCAUUUCCCAGUCCUUCUGGGCAGAUAGACCCAGCAAGGUGUCCUGGUGGGAGCAGCACCCUUGGAUUGUGUAGAAAUAACCUUUUUUUUUCUGUGGUUGUAGUGGGAGGGUGGACUUGAUUUUGUUCUGUUCUGUUGGAUUUCCCCCCCCAUUCUUUGUUCAUGAAGGCAGUAGUAGCUCCAUCCCCUCGAGGAGAGAGUUCCCUCAUCAGAAAGCUUGUGUUGGGAGCCAGAAGCUCUCAGGCAGCAUGUGCUCCUGGAGCACCAAUGUCCUCAGUUAGGCCUUAUUUGCUUAUGUAUUCUCUUGGCUGUUUGUUUCUUUGUUUGGGGGGAACAAGGUAUGUUAUGGUAAAGAACUUUUCCAGAGUGUUUUGGUUUGCUUAUUUUUUUUUUUUUUCCUUAUUUCUGGCACAGUGAGUGGCUGAACUGGGGGAAGCACAGUGAAACAGGGCCGUGUUGCUCUGACUCUGUGCUGUAUGGUGCAGGUGAUGCGUGGAUGAGCCCCCCUGCAGUGUUUCUAGUAUCCUUCCUAUGCUAUGUGUGGUUUGGGAAUCCAGUCACCCAUCUGGCCAUUCCCUUUGGGCACGAAGGCUGCGUGUGAGGGUGGGUGUGCACACCUGUGUCGUGAUAGCUGGGUACACAUUGCUUUUCUGGAAAGAAACAACACCUGGCCUUCAGGAAUGCCCUCAGGUCACAGUGGGCUGCAUAUCCUGUAGUGACAGGUGGGCCACAGCAUUCCUGUGAAUACACAGAGGUGAGAAUGGAUGUGGAGUCUGUCCCGAUGUGCCCACUGGGGACCUGGAGUGAGGGUCACUUCUGGCCUAUGUGCCCAGGCUAAGGUGACACAGGAGACACCAGGCAGAUGCCAAACAGGGACCCUGUUCCCACAAAGGGGUCCUUGGCUCCCUUCCUGCUUGCUCCUGAUUCUGUUCUCCUGGGGCCUUACCUGCCCUCAAAGCUUCUACUGGUCCUAAACUUGUCACACAGCCUGUUCAGGCAGCUGUGGAGGACUUCACAGCUUCACAUGGUGCCUUUUCUCCAGGGCAGCUGGAUUCUGUCAGGCUGAAGCAUGAGGAGAGCUGCCCUGUGUGUGGGAAUAGUUCUAGCUGUGCUGUAGUUGUGUUUGCCCUGCCUACCACAUGUGGACCCUUGUGUGCUGUGCAUUUACAGAUCAGGCACUUCUUACCUUUUAUCUGCGUAGAGCAGAGGCUGAGUGUAUCAGAGAUAGAGGUAAAAGGCUUUGCUGGUUAAAAGGAAGCAGUUGAGUAAUUAUUUUGCCAGGAAGCGUAGAUCUGAUGCUGGAUGUGGGGAGAGCAGACUUCAGACCUCCCCCUGGGGAUCUGCUUCUGAAGGUGUUGAGGUCCAUCAGUGAUAGUCACUUCUUAAGAGCUGCUGCCUCUUAAGAGCACAGGAGCAGAUGAUUCCCAAGUGGCAGAAGUCAAAGAAGUGAGGCAGAAGGCUGGCUUGGCUCUAAGCAGGGAUCUUUUCUGGAGCUUAAGUGUGAAAAGAAGGAAAGUGUAUGGCCACUGGAAGAGAUCUCAGGAGAUAAGUGAGGGUUUUAGAGCUGCUCUCCACCAUUCAUGUGGUGAAAGCUCAACUAGAGCUGAAGUUGGCCACUACUGUGGGGGACAACAAAAAGAGCUUUUUAAAAUAAGUUAACAGCAAGAGGAAGUCCAGAGAUAACAUAGGUUUGUUUCUUGAUAAGGAUGGUUGCCUCACAAACAGAAACACAGAUAAAAUGAAGGCUUUUAAUGCCUUCUUUGCCUCUGUCUUCAACACUGAUGACGUACUCUGGGACCCUUGAAAGUCUGUGGCUGCAGGAACAAUGAACUCCCAGCAAACCCUCCAAAUAGUGUGGAAUUUGCUGCUCCAGCUGGAUGCCUAGAAGACUGGGGCCCAUCCCAGGAUAUAACAAGAACUGGCCAAUGUCACCCUGAGACCUCUCAAUUUUAAUGAGUAUUUUAAUGGCUUUGGGAGUCUGGAAGCAUUCUAGUUGAUUGGAAGCUGCAAACAUUGUCCCAGUUGUCAGAACUGGCAGGAGGGGAGACUUUGUAAAACUGACAGUCCUAUAGUUACCUUUAGUGCCUGGUAAAAUUAUGGAGAAGGUAAUGCUGGGAGUUACAGAAAAAAUGAUUGAGACAACACAGUCGAUGCUCACAGCCAGCACGUGUUUACGAGGGGAACUUAAUGAACUUAAUUUCCUUUUAUGACAAGGUUUCCCACCUAGUUAACAAAGGGAAGCCACUUCAUGUAAAUCAUUUUUGGAUUUCAGCAGAACUUUUGGUAUUAUUUCUGACAGUAUCUCACAAAAUGUCUAGCAUACAGCUAGGCAGCUACAUGAUGUGGGUGAGUGGCUGGCUAAUGGGCCGGGCUCAAAGGGCUGGCAGGAAAUGGGGUUACACAUAUCAGGCUGGCAGCCAGGCACUGUGGGGUUCUGCAGGGCUCUGUUUGGAGGCCACUUCUUUUCAGUAAUACAACCUAAGGGAAUGGCAUUGAGCUGUGUCCGGAAACAGGCAGGUGGAAGUUAGGAAAAGGGUCUGCACCUGCAGGAGCUCAUGGAGUGUUUGGACAGAACUCUGAAAAGUAUGGUGAGAUUUUUGGGUGGUGUUGGGCUCAGCAAUCCUUAUGGGACCCUUCCAACUUGGGAUAUUCUGUGAUUCUAAGCUGUGUGAUGGGGGAAGACUUGCCAUAUCUACCUCAGCAGGACCAAGGGCUCUGCUCUCUUGGACCCUGGUUCCCCCAAGCUGCUUUCCCUGCUGGCGGUGAGACUACUGAACUGCAUAGGCUGGGCAGACUUGGUGCUCUUGCAGAGACUGAGCUUUGUGAAUUGUCAGUGCUCUGAGCAGGUGUUGCUCUGCCCUUGGGUGGGCAGGAAGGGCUAAGCAGAAGCACCCCCUCCUCAGGAGAGCCAUGUUUUAGCUUCUUCUGUAGUGGCACUUAGGCUGUGGUUCUGACUUGGCUGUACGGGGCAGCAGUGGGGUUGGCUCUUGGAAAAGCAGAAAAGCCUUGACCUUGCAAUUCUUGUUUCCUCACAGCUAGAACUUAUCUUUAUCUGCAGAGCAGCAUCUGAGUUAAAAGGGCGGGUAGUUCCCUGAUUGUUGGUUUAGUACUUUGUUAGGCUUAGUCCUCGUACUUUCAAUUCCCUUGCUCAAGACACUUGUAAUGGAACUUCUUUUUAAAUAAUGAGGCUGCAAGCUUUUCUUGUCUCUUCUGGGUUGGCUGUUAAACUGUAGAUUGCACGUGCAGAGCAGUAAUGGUGCAAAAACAUCGAAGACUUAAUCAUGGGAUCCUUUCUUGCUGCUAUGCUGCUGUGCCAGUGGCUGAAGCUAAAUGCCCAGUAGGGCACUGAACCAGGUAAAGACAUUUUUGCAGGGAUGGCAGCUGGCAUCAGGCCUGUAAUCACUGCUGUGUGGCUUCAGGAAGCACCAAGGCCCAUGCAGCAAUAGGGUUCCUCACCUUUAAGCAAAAAAUAAAGGGGGUAGUGCCACAUAGUGCACAAACCCCCAGGUAUGGAAGAUGAUUUCCCAUUUGUACUUCUGUGGUGUGUUUAGGGCACAAUGGGGGAUUGAGGGCUGUGUUUCUGCACUGUUAACCUUUACCCUGUGCUCGCUUUCUGAAAGUGAGAACGCAUCUGGGUGUUUGGCUGUACUUUCUCUCGGAUACAAAGGCUUAUUUGAGGAAGGAAGUAUGGGUCUUGCCCACAUGAAAUGCAUCUUUGCAGGUGUGUGCUCUGGUAGAGCACUCUGCAAGACCCAGGAGGAGGGCCAGAUCCCUUGGUUUCCUCCUUCCCUCACACUGCCAUUGCAACUCAAAGAAUGCAACACCUUUUCUUUUUUUAAAUGUGUUUGAGAUAAAGAAGUUUCUACCUUCACAACCAUCAUAGGAACUGCCUGUGAGCGCUGCUGUGGUCAUGACCAUGUGAAGAUCACUGCACUGUGUCACUGCUUGAUUCUAUUUGUGACCCAAUGUUUGUAAUGACUAAUUCCUGCUGCUACUGCAGGAUGCCCUGAAAUAAAGUGCAACUAUUCAUGUGUGUUA